Zingiber officinale is the source of this 1111-nucleotide messenger RNA. RefSeq names its product ATP-dependent Clp protease adapter protein CLPS1, chloroplastic-like. The coding region runs from base 333 to 809 and encodes 158 amino acids. NCBI's taxonomy places the organism in Eukaryota, Viridiplantae, Streptophyta, Magnoliopsida, Zingiberales, Zingiberaceae. Gene Ontology annotation, biological process: protein catabolic process; proteolysis. The record is from RefSeq and is a predicted model, not a curated record. The transcript is spliced from 4 exons.
AUCUUCCUCACGAGUAGCCAAACAACUCCUAAAACUUGGAGUCUUUGAGGGUUCAAGAUAUCUUCAAGUUUCAACCUAACUGGUGACUUUGCUUUCUCCCUUGUGCUCAUCAAAUUUUCUAGGAAAGGAAGUGAGGGAAGAGAUGGCGUCUCUUACAGAUAAUGGGCCGAUUUGGCCCAACAAUUGAUCGGCGGCCACAAGUGUGGUGCAGGAAAGCUCGGGCGACCUCCGCCACACGGGUGUUUUUUUUUUCUUGGAAGGGAAAUUUCCUAAGAUUUGAAGUCGAGAGAGAGUGAGCAAGCCUGAGGGAGAACGUGAGGUUGAGAUCGGCCAUGGAGACGGCGAUAUGCAGCAGAAUUACUCUCUCGCCCAACCAUGUCGUCAAUCCCAAACCAGGAGAUAAGCUGUCCCAACAUAGAGGCCCUUGUGCAAACCAUGGUGUUCUUAUGGCAAUAUCAAUGAGUGGACCUGGAAGAGGAGGUGGCUUGUUGGAUAAGCCAACCAUAGAGAAGACUACACCUAGUCGUGAAUCUGAAUUUGAUAUAAAGAAAUCUAGGAAAACAGCUCCUCCUUACCGUGUGAUAUUGCACAACGACAAUUACAACAAGCGUGAGUACGUAGUCCAAGUGCUAAUGAAGGUGAUCCCAGGAAUGACGCUCGAUAUCGCUGUAAACAUCAUGCAAGAGGCCCACCACAAUGGCCUAGCAGUUGUAAUUAUUUGCUCUCAAGCAGAUGCUGAGGAGCACUGCAUGAAGCUCAGGGGUAAUGGUCUCCAUAGCUCAAUUGAGCCAGCUAGUGGUGGCUGCUGAACUCUUCUAUUGCAUGACAAGUGACAAACCACAAGUAAAGUUUCGAUGUGAUCGAGUUUCCUUCUGUAUGUGGAUGUAGAUAUUCAAUAGGGCUGUCUGAAUGAUGCCAAUUUGAGGAUAGUGAAACGAAAUAGAUGGAGCUGCAAGAAGCAUAUGCAUAUAAUAACUCUUCACGUCAUGAUGUAUUCACCGAUGUAUCUUCUUAAUUAAACCGUACAUUGAUAUUAUGUUGAUAUGGUACCUACGAACCCUCUAGUUGGCCAUUGGGUUUGGUGAUUAAUACUUGAAACCCUUUUUGAUCA